AUGUCACUAUUUGACAGCCGUGGUGUGAGACAAAAUAGGUUUAACCUCCGUCACUGGACAAGUUUCGGUACACAGCGUGAUCGCUACCUGCAAGUGAAGAAGGGCUACAAAACUUCACAUUCUGACAGCGAACAUCAUGCUACUUUUUCCAAACUUUACUGCCAUCUAUCUCUCGUGAUCAACUUUCACCGAACCGUUCUAGAGUAUUGUGUCUGGCUCAGUCAUGAACAGCAAAACGGGAGUCAAGAAACGCGAAACAGCGGAAACGAUGAUAGUCAGGCACCCGGGUUUGAGUUGACGAUACCUGCUGAAAAAGGCUACUAUCACCUAGCAACUCAUGAAACUACGAGUGUAAUCAGACCUUUUCGGUCCUCACACUUCGGGGAUAAAUGUGGUCCUGCUUUGAAUUCCUCGGCCCUUGAAAGGACGGCUCAAAUUCAAGUGUGCGCUGAUGACGCAAUGAUCUGCGCUCUCGUGGAUCCACUCGAUGCUUUGUUUCAACAGACUUUGCCCUCGAAACUUCUUACAACUGAUGUUUCUGACGCGUUCUAUGCCAACAGACUGCUCUGGUUGUGGAUGGCUUCUGGCAAUCGAUCGUCGGAGUCAGGCAACAGUUGCGUGCAUGCUGCGGGGGGACUAGGUUUCCAGCUGCUUCGCCGAGGGAUUAGUGCGGGUGCGGGUGAAUAA
Molecule: messenger RNA, 687 nt
Organism: Aspergillus eucalypticola CBS 122712
Lineage: Eukaryota; Fungi; Ascomycota; Eurotiomycetes; Eurotiales; Aspergillaceae
Exons: 1
Coding region: 1-687 (228 amino acids)
Source: RefSeq, a predicted model, not a curated record